GACAGCAGCAGCAGCAGCAGCAGCGGGACUGGGAGGAGAAACGAGCAGCAGCAGCUACAGGCGUCACCGGCAACUUUUUCUAGCACUUGAAGGAAAGUAUCAACAGGUGAAGAUGAGCGACGCGAAUCAACCUAAAGUUGAACUUUUUGUGAAGGCGGGCAGCGAUGGUCAGAGCAUUGGCAACUGUCCCUUCUCCCAGCGUCUCUUCAUGGUGUUGUGGUUGAAAGGAGUGACCUUCGACGUUACCACAGUGGACAUGAAGAGGAAGCCAGACAUCUUGAAGGACCUUGCCCCCGGUGCCCAGCCUCCCUUCCUGUUGUACGGCAGCGAGGUGAAAACCGACACCAACAAGAUCGAGGAGUUCCUGGAGGAAAACCUGAGCCCCCCGAAGUAUCCCCGUUUGGCUGCUCGUAACCCAGAGUCCAACACGGCCGGCAUGGAUGUCUUCUCCAAGUUCUCCGCUUACGUGAAGAACUCAAACCCUCAGACCAAUGAAAAUCUAGAGAAAGGCCUGCUGAAGGCUCUGAAGAAGCUGGAUGACUACCUCGGCUCUGCACUUCCUGACGAGAUCGACGAGAAUAGCGCUGAUGACGUCACUUCCUCGUCCCGCCCCUUCCUGGACGGCCAAGAGCUUACUCUGGCUGAUUGCAACUUGCUGCCUAAGCUCCACAUCAUGAAGGUUGUGUGUUUAAAAUACAGGAACUUCAGCAUCCCUCAGUCUCUGACCAACCUGUGGAGGUACCUGAACGCAGCGUACGCCCGGGAGGAAUUCUCCUCCACCUGCCCGAUCGACGAGGAGGUCCACAUCGCCUACUCCUCUGUAGCUAAAGCUCUCAAGUAGGAGAAGAAAGGAGGGUUACAAUUCAUGAUGAAUAAAAAACACCGUUAGAACAACUUUUAAAAUAUAAAAAAAGCACACAAACAAACAAACGAACAUGUAGUUUAUCACCUUUCAUAACACGACUCAAUACAGCUGGUUUACCAUCGCCAAACAAUACUCUUACAUUUUUUCUGAUGUGGUUUUUGCCUCAGUGGAUCAAUUCACACUGUAAGAAAAACAAGGAAGCGAUCGCAGCAGAUAAGCUGAUAUAAUAAAAAAACAUGUGCACACACACACACACACACACACACAAAAAGAAAUGUCAGCUGUGGUUACAUUUUAUUUUGCUGACAUGCUGGUUGACCACACACACAUAUCUAAGGACAUAAAUGUGGACACUUCUACACACACACACAUAUAAAACUACAGCCUUGCUUCGUGUACAGUUUAACCGUCGAUAAACACACACACUGUAAUGUCAGAAAUGUUUCUUUUAAAUUAGCUAACGCCCUCACUUCUUCUUCUCCAUUUCUCCAUGACCGUCACUAUUAUCCUUAAUGUUUCUUUUGGGAGAUUCAACAACAGACACAAAGCUGCCUCUCAGAUCAGAUCAAGCCUCACACAAGCUGAUUCAACUCAAACAUUCACAGCAGCACCAGCUCACCUGCCAAAAAAUGUCUUCACAUUGACUUUCUGCUAUCAAGGGGAACAAGGCCUUUUAAAAAAAUGUUUUACAGUUUCAUUGUUAUUAACGCCAACUCGUGUUUUUAAAUGUUUAUUCUUUAUAGUGCACCUCAGGGAGGAAAAGGGGGGGUGCUUUUCUUUUCUAGGCCUGCAGACCGGGUCUCGCUUUAAGGAGGCAGAGCUGAAAACAGUUACAGACAGGAAACUAUUUCAAUAGACUCGGGCUUCCCCUUUCUGUGCUCCCAUAGCAGGCGUGAAAGGAUUAUUCAAGAUUACUGAGCUUGUUAUGAUCCACUGUAAAAGCCUCUUGCCAACAGUUUGUUUAAUUCUGCAUGUCAUGUAUGAAGGACGUUUAGUUUUUUUUUUUUUUUUUUUUUGUUGUAUCUUUUAUAAAAAGACGUGAGAUUAGAUUGUGAGAGAGUUUGAAGAUAGCGUGGAUGAAGGAAUGAAGGUGACGCUGUGCAGCCCCGGGGGCACAUGGCCUGUUCUGUCACAUGUUUCUCUUUCUUUCUUUCUUUCUUUCUGAGUCGGGGGGAAACAGCAGGAAGUCUAAUAUAAGCACAUAUAAUGUUAAAAUUAAAAUAAAGCAUUGGUAGCUUGAGCGUGUAGGAUGUCAUUAAUUACAGGAUAAGGCUGGCGUUAUUCUAUAUUUCAUUUUAAAGUGUCGUCAAAUUUCGUGAAAAGACUAAAACAGGUUUUCGGAGCUUGAUUGACAGCUGUGAGCUCCCACCCCUAACUUUUACCUCCUCUGAUUGGUUACUGGUUGUACUUUGGACCAUAUUUCAACUUAAAUAUGAGAAAAAACUUACAUACUGUAGCUUUUUAAGUUUUCAUAUAGCACCAUUAUUGGGUUAAAACUUUUUUUAUGACUAAAAUCUAAAGUCAGACUCAUUAGCCUCAGCUCACAACAGUGUAAUAAUCUAUAUGAGGCAGAGAGAUGAUACUCAGUGUUCGUUUUUCUCUUUUGAUGGGAUUUUUUUUUUUGACAAUUGGGAAAAUAUUAAAUAUCAGUUAGACUUAUGUGUGCUUGUCAUGUGUUUCCAGUAGAUUUAAUCCACUGUGGGAGCUUUUUUUUUUUUUUUACUAGACUUGAAAUCGAACCGCUGGAAAAAACUGGAACUAGCAGCUUGUGUUGAUUUUAUUAAACUGUACGGCAAGUAAGAUUUAAUUUAGAGGUUGUUUAAAUGUCUCUUGUUGGGAGCCCAAGAUAGCCUGAAGUUUCAUGUCUCUCAUAUUUUUAAAAAAAGAAAAGAAACCUAAGUGCAAUUUUGAAUCGGAUUGAAAAGACAAUCUUUAACAGUGUUUUGAUUUAUAUUCUAUACGUCCAGUGUGAGCACAGUUGUUUAACUCCUCCUUUUCUGACCUGCUAGGUAUUGAACACAAGUGUUGAUCAAACAGAUGAUAUAUUUUACUUGACUGAAUUGUUGUAGACUUUCAUUUAUUUUCUCAAGAAAACAAUGGACCGAUUGUUCUUGUUAUUGUUUUUUUUUUAAAAAGGGAGCGUGUCUGAUUAAUGCCAGUGCUGAUAUAUAUAUCCGAAUGUUUUCUUAUCGUAGGAUUUGAUACAAUUUCAGGGACCAUUAAAUGUUAAAAAUGUUAACUUUUAUUUAGAUUUGUUUCUCACCUCACUGUUUUUAACUCUGUUUUAUCUUCCUGCAAUGUAUUGUAUUUGUUAUGAGACCUAUAUCUAUACUUUUCACUUUGUUUCCUACCUUUAUGCAUUUCCCUCCAAAUAUUUUAGCCUUUUUUUGUCUCUUUUUUGUUGUUGUGUUGUCUGCAUCUUAAUCGAAAGCAGUCGCACUUCAAUGUCCACAGCAUGAAAACCUCUGUGGAGACUAAAAAUAGUAGAUUUAAAAACAAAGACAAUCAAACUAAUAGCACGGCUGGAAGUUUCCAAUAUGUAUUUUGUACUUUUAAAAGCCCUUAUGAAGACACAUUCAUCUAUUAAUAACCCAAUAAAACAAUCUUAAUAAUAAA
Molecule: messenger RNA, 3481 nt
Organism: Scomber scombrus (Atlantic mackerel)
Lineage: Eukaryota; Metazoa; Chordata; Actinopteri; Scombriformes; Scombridae
Gene: clic1
Product: chloride intracellular channel 1
Exons: 7
Coding region: 113-841 (242 amino acids)
Source: RefSeq, a predicted model, not a curated record